UGUCAAAUUUCUCAUGUGUCAAAUUUUCAACUUGUGCAGCAUUUUGAUUUGAUAAAAAAUAAAUUUUUUCUUCCUUAUUUCAAAGUAAUUUUAAGUUUAUUUAAAUAAAAAAUUAAAUAAACAUAAUUACAUAGGUUCUUAAACAACAACAAUGGCAAAUUUACAAAAUGCUGCCGACAAAGCAUUAAAAAUGUUACGAACUCUACCUCGAGUACAAAUUGGAAAUAUUCGACCAAAUCCUAACUCAAAGCAAAAUGAUAAACGUGGUCGUGGUCAACACGGCGGUGACAAACACGGCGCUGGUAACAAAGGCUCCGGCCAACGACAAAAUUUCAUGCGAUUGGGUUAUGAAACAGGCAACACGCCCUUUUACCUUCGUUUCCCCUACGAACCAUAUUACAAGGGACACCAUUUACGUCGACAAUAUCCUUUGAUUUCCCUAAAACAGUUGCAAGUUCUUAUUGACACCAAUCGCAUUGACACUUCCAAGCCGAUUGAUGUGACAACUUUGUGUGCAACUGGAUUGUUUCCAUUGUCCCCAAAUGAAAUGCAAUUUGGUUUCCAAUUAACCGAUGAAGGUGCAGAUAGUUUCAAAUCAAAGAUUUGCAUUGAAGUUCAACACGCCAAAGAAUCGGUGAUUGCAGCAAUCGAAAGAAAUGGUGGUGUCAUUCGAACCGCCUACUAUGACCCUUUGAGUCUACAGAUUCUAGUAAAUCCUGCAAAAUGGUUUGAGAAAUGUGUCCCAAUACCAAAGCGGGCAUUGCCACCACAAGAUUGUGUUGGUUAUUAUACAUCGGGACAGAAUCGAGGUUAUUUGGCAAAUCCGGAAGAAGUUAGUCAAGAACGUUUGGUUUUGGCACAGAAAUAUGGAUAUGAAUUGCCGAAAAUUGAAGAGGAUCCGGAUUAUAAAAUGUUGACAUCACUUAAAGAUGCUAGGCAGAUAUUUUUUGGUCUAAAUCCGGGAUGGGUGGUUAGUUUGAAAGAUAAAGCAAUUAUUAAACCUAAGUCGCAGACGCAGUAAAAUUGUAGUUUAAAUUGUUAUAAAAUAAAAGUUACAAGUCAGCUUUA
This is a messenger RNA of Episyrphus balteatus (marmalade hoverfly), 1068 nucleotides long. It is a transcript of the gene mRpL15, whose product is annotated as 39S ribosomal protein L15, mitochondrial. Gene Ontology annotation, molecular function: structural constituent of ribosome. NCBI's taxonomy places the organism in Eukaryota, Metazoa, Arthropoda, Insecta, Diptera, Syrphidae. Gene Ontology annotation, biological process: translation. The transcript is spliced from 2 exons. The record is from RefSeq and is a predicted model, not a curated record. Bases 152 to 1021 code for a protein of 289 amino acids. Gene Ontology annotation, cellular component: mitochondrial large ribosomal subunit.